CACGUGAUUUGCUAUCGGUCUUAAGCUUUUGCCUUUUCAUUAACAAAAAAGUACAGAGUAGAUAUUUAUUAUAACAUUUCACACAUAUUCUUAUAAAGAAGGGCAGUGAUACUAGAUCUACAAAGAAAGGGAAACUACACGAGACUGUUUUAAACUUUACAGACACGUUCUUUGCAGUACUUCAGUCACUGACAUCAUGUGUACCAUGUAAUGCCGGAAUCAGCUGACUGGAAAGGAACUGGGCGGAGCUUUGGCCUUCAGGAGUCAGCUGAUCGUGAUAGCGUUGGUGCAGAAGUGUUACCUGCUUUCAGUUACCACUAUUUUCAUUUUGAAGGAUCUACUUGUGUAGAAGUGGUCUUGCUGCUGCUGUUAUUAAUUUGUACUUACCUUUUCAUAUUUCAUCAUGGCUCUCAGUGAUGCUGAUGUCCAGAAGCAGAUCAAACACAUGAUGGCCUUCAUAGAACAAGAGGCCAAUGAAAAAGCAGAAGAAAUUGAUGCAAAGGCUGAAGAAGAAUUCAAUAUUGAGAAAGGUCGUCUUGUACAGACUCAGAGACUAAAAAUUAUGGAAUACUAUGAAAAAAAAGAAAAACAAAUUGAGCAGCAAAAGAAAAUUCAAAUGUCCAACUUGAUGAAUCAAGCAAGGUUGAAGGUUCUGAAGGCCAGGGAUGAUCUAAUUUUGGAUCUAUUGACUGAAGCCAAACAGCGACUUAGUAAAGUAGUCAAGGAUAAUGCCAGGUAUCAAGCACUAUUAGAUGGCCUUGUAUUGCAGGGCCUGUAUCAACUCCUUGAACCCAAAGUAGUCAUUCGUUGCAGGAAGCAAGAUUUUCCCAUGGUGAAGGCUGGAGUGAAAAAAAGUAUUCCCAUGUAUAAGAGCAUUGCCAAUGUGGAUGUUGAUGUGCAGAUUGACCAAGAGAACUUCCUGCCAGAUGAAAUCUCAGGAGGCAUUGAACUGUACAAUUCUGACUUCAAAAUCAAGGUUUCUAACACUUUGGAAAGUAGACUUGAUCUGUUGGCACAGCAGAUGAUGCCUGAAAUUCGGAGUGCUUUGUUUGGAGCAAACACAAACAGAAGGUUCUUGGACUAAAUGUACCACAGCAUUUGGUCAGUGCUGUUGAAGUAUAGUUUUCUUACCAUAAAUAAAAUUGAAAUUUCCUAUAUUUAAGUAUUUCAGUGUUGUGAAUUAUUUUUGUGUUUAGAGAAACAAAUCUGAAUUGUGCUAUCGUCUGUUAGAGUUUAAAAGAUGUCAGGUAUUGCAGCUGGUAACACAACAGAAAACUAGCAUCUUGGGGAGAGUACUAGGUCUUUAGAUUAUUUUAUGGGGCUUCAUCACCCUCAGUGUAUUUUUGCAUAUUGUAUUGCAUCUCUUCCUGAGAAAGUUUUACUAGGUCAAUGUCAGGCAUGAUAUAUAAUACUUUUUACAUCCACCACUUCUGUUGGUUGGGGUUUGGGUUUUCAUGUAGCUUUUUCUGCCUGCUGAAACAGCAGAUGCAUAUUUAAUGAAGCAUCAUAAACCAUUUUUCCAUCUCGUUCUGAAAUAGGUUUGGUAAUAAAGCCCUAAGGUAUCAAUUAGCAGUGUAUUUGAGUCCCUUUCUAGGUUAAUUGAUAUCUACCGGUAUUACAGUCGGCAAACCAGAGAAUACAACUUCAGAUGAUAUUUAAUAUGCAUCAUUUCUACAAAGGCUAAACAUUCUGUGCUGGACUUAGUAAACUAAGGAGCUACAGGUGUUCUUAAUGAGUGAUAGAAGCAAUUAAGAACAUACUGAAUAUAGAAAUUGCCAUUUUCAUGUCUUGGAAUGCACUUGACUAAUGUUGUAAGUGCUGAAAUAGCUGUGCUGUAUUCACUUUUUGAAUUAAAACCGUCAAGAUCAACUCAUCAAACAGCUUUGUUACAGGGAACCAACUCUUUAAAAGCGAGCAACCUUUUUUUUUUUUUUUUUUUUUUUACACCCAUUUAUAACUGACAUGAGUAAUGUGACAUGUUGGGUUAGCAACUGAUUUAUGUCCAGUGCACACAAUAAUCUGUUAAGUUUGCCUGAGUUUUACAACUACCUCAGCCUAAUUUUUAGUUGUCCUAAGUAUACAUGAAAACCUUAUUUUGUCCUUAACUUCAUUAUCUCCUAGUCUGCAUUUCAAAUCCUCAUCAGUUCCCAUGAAAUAUUAUUUUAAGUGGGUUUUGAACUGAUGUUUCAGUUCUCCCUGUCCUUGUGUAGUCCAACCCUACUCCCCCACCCCACCCCCCAAUCAGCACCUUCAUUUUUCUUUUCUUCGGUUCAUGGGUAGCAUCAUACUUCAGCCUUCCAUUACCCUAACCUUUUAGCAACUAAUUUCUCACUGUACCAUCCCAAUUUCCUUUUGUGAAUAUUGCCACCAGAAGUGGACAUGGUUGACCACCUGCGGCUAAAGCAGGCCUUGUACAGUUGCCAUCUCCUGAGUCCAUGUCCUUUGUACUAUUUAAACGUAAUCACUGCCAUUUACUGAUUCACUACAUGACUCUUCUCUUUUACACAGAAGGCCAUUAUGUGAUCGCAAGUGAUGUGUGAUAAGACAUUUUAUAAUAAGACAUCUUAAGCUGAAUUUUCAAGGUUCUUGCAUCACAGAAAUCCCUUGUUUGCAAAUUUAUAUCUGUGCAGCAUAUGUUUUAUCACUUUAACUACUGCAGUAUUGUUGAGGUUGUACUAUAGAAUAAUUAGUUGUCAAUUACUGUAUACUAACUGCAUUUAACAUUCAGACUUUUAAUACAAUCAGUGAAGGUCAUUACAGGUUUUUCAUAUAAACAUUAGCAAAGGCUAGCAUAGCAAAGCAUACUGAAAUAUAAUCCAAAUUAUAGAAAGUUUUUUUUCUCUGCAACAGCAAGGAACAAUGACUGCAAUGAAUUUUAAUUUCAGAAUGGAAAAUUUCCAGCCAUUUUUGUUAUAUAGUUUAUAUUGCAUUUAACGUGUUAUUUAUUGUAUAUAUUUAAAACACAAUUUUUCAAACUAAGUACAGAAUGUUUGAUAUCAAUGGAGCCACAUUUAAGAUCUUUUGAUUUUUUUUUAUAAUUAAUUUUCUAAGCAGAUCAUACUUGUUGGUUUUGCAACCAUGCAUAUUAAAAUCGUUGCUCACUUUUUCCCUGGCUUACUUCAUCUUUACUGGCUAGUUAUCCAGUAGUCUACUGCUUUGCUUGUGAUUGGUUUUAAAAGCAGUAAAUUGUUUUCACAAAUAGAACAGUUUGAUGUAAGUAAAUGAAGAGUAGAUAAAUUACAGAUAAGUACAGGGAACUAGCAUUCCAUGUUUGUAAUAAAUGUGUGUGUGUGUGUGUCUUUCGGCUUUUCCCGGUUAGGGGUCGCCACAGCGGAACUCCGGUCCGCUAAUGAUUGGCAGUAGAGUUUUACAUGCUGGCUUGCCGGGCCUAAAGUUAGAUGUUAAUUAUGCAGCUUUGGUGGGAGAACACACCAGAAAGUGUACCGCAGGUAUAAUAGCUGCUGCAGUUGUAAAUCAGAUCGUUUUAUAAGUACAUUCCAAAAGUUUGUCUUGAUGACACUUGGUUGAUAUGAAGACAAAUUGGUUGCUUUCAUUAUUUCUGUUCUUGCAUUGCUAGUGAUAAUUAAGUAGUGGUGGAUAUAAUGUGUUACUGGUACUCAGUCUUGGGCCAUUCCUUCUGAUUUCUGGGAUUCUCUCUCCCCUUACCUGGUUAAUAUUUUCUGCAACACGACUCUGCUUGGUAGACCACUACUUCCAAAUCAAAUUCAUUAAUUUUGCCCAUUCCAGGAUGGUGCCUGCCAUCCAAGAUUCCAGGGGGGAGGCCAUUAUGUCCAGUACAUUGUAUGUACUUUUUUUUUGUAGGGGGUAUGUAAAUAUGGAUUAGAGCAGAUGUGGGUGCACCUUCAGUUUUCCACCUAGUGAAUAGCUGUAGUGGGUUAUGCUUUCAGCCUUCAUUAGAGUCUGCAUCACAGCGACUCUUUCCAAAGUCCUCACAUAAGUAAUUGAACCUGAAACUUAGUGUGGCAUGGACGGAUUCUUUGCCUGCAUGUUAUUGGGGCCACUGUUGCUGGCGUAAUGUCAUCAAGUAGUUGCAGUUCCCAGAUGUGUAUAUUGCCUUUUAGAGCCAUAGGUGAUUUGGAAUUUAUUGAAAAAAUAUGUACUAUGCAUUUUCAUUUAUUAAGCAGUUCUUAAAAAUGAACAUGUAAAAUUUUACAAGUAAGUGUACCAGAAUUCUGUUUACCUAAAUGCUUAUUUAGCAGUAAAUGUACUGUAUCGAUGUAUCUCGGAAAAUGAUUUAUUUUCUGUAUUGGAGAGUUGCUGUUAUUUCUUGCAAUGUAAUUCUGUAUGUGGUCCAUAAAUAAAAAUGCUAUGUCAACUGAA
Molecule: messenger RNA, 4341 nt
Organism: Protopterus annectens (West African lungfish)
Lineage: Eukaryota; Metazoa; Chordata; Ceratodontiformes; Protopteridae
Gene: ATP6V1E1
Product: ATPase H+ transporting V1 subunit E1
Exons: 9
Coding region: 404-1084 (226 amino acids)
Biological process (GO): proton transmembrane transport
Cellular component (GO): proton-transporting two-sector ATPase complex, catalytic domain
Molecular function (GO): proton-transporting ATPase activity, rotational mechanism
Source: RefSeq, a predicted model, not a curated record